Messenger RNA from Acanthopagrus latus (yellowfin seabream), 3434 nucleotides. RefSeq names its product tetratricopeptide repeat protein 39A. The record is from RefSeq and is a predicted model, not a curated record. Gene Ontology annotation, molecular function: protein binding. Bases 919 to 2697 code for a protein of 592 amino acids. The transcript is spliced from 18 exons. NCBI's taxonomy places the organism in Eukaryota, Metazoa, Chordata, Actinopteri, Spariformes, Sparidae.
UGUUGUUUAAGGUCAGUUCGUUUAUUCAGCCUGUUCAGUCAUGAUGACAAAGAGAGUUUGUUUACUUGGUUUGUUUAGGUAUCAAGAAAUCAGUCAAUGCAGCUCGUUCUCUUUUAAAUAAAAUCUUUUCCCCAGAACUACACAGUGCACCUUUAAAGGUCCAACAAGUGAUUCUGGAAAGUUGGCUGUUGAGCCUCAUCAAAAACUGACACUUUGUGUUGGCAGCUGGCCCGACCUAUCCUAAAGCUUCAGUAUCUGCCCAGCUGUGAAUAAGACUGAACCAUCCAUUAUCUUACAUGGGGCGCCUUUUAAGGUGAGAGGAUGGACGCGUCUUUGCCACACAGCUGCCAUGUUUUAAACAAGUGUGACCACAGCGCCCUCAGGUGGCUGCACCGUGACACUACAUGUGAGCAGACUGAUGUAAUGUCCCAGCAGGACACACACUGACCUCUUCCUAUCAGCUGCUUCCUGGCACCAACAUACUUAACAAUUUCUAAUUAAUGACGAAUUAUCUAUUUGUUCUUUCUUUGUUACGGCCAAUCACCUCCCCGGAUGCAUGUUCAGUCUUAAAGUUCGACAAUAACACAGAGUAAAGAAAAGUUAUCCAGCAGUAUUUGGUGGGUAACACCGGACACAAUCACUCUGGCAGAUCUUCCCACAUGAGGACUGAAGUGUUUGCCGCACCUGAGCCCGAGCCUCACGCCGGAAUGUGUGCGUGGCAGUGAUGUCACAGAGGAGGAGUCAGGUGCGCCUCCGCCGCUCACUCGAGCCGCGGGAUCCUCGCGGAUGAACGCAUGCCUUCACCACGGAGCGCUUUACGCGAACAGAACCGACAGGAAACUCCUCUUAGUCCUGACGGCCAACUUUUACGCAUCUGGCCUCCGUUCGGCAGCGUUGGUUCCUCGGUGUGAGCGGUGAAUGCAUCCUGAUUUUUUUUUUUUUCCUGCGAGUGCUGCUGAGCUCCUAACAGGUGUCAGGGGGCACACCGCCCGGCCAGAGAACAUGUCCAAUGGGAAAGGCGCAAAUGCUGCACAAAACUCCUCACAGAUGACCCUGAAAGAGUGUCUGGAUGAGUGCAUGGAGGCCUUGGAUCUCUUCCUUAACAACCACUUCACCGAGAGCCUGGAGAGGCUGCGGCCAAGAGUGAAUGAGAGUAUGUACCAUGCUCUUAUCUAUGCCACGGUGCUGGAAAUGCAGGCCAUGAUGACUUUCCAACCCGACGACAUCAGCAACGCAGGAAAUACCAUGAAGAGUGCCCAAGAGGUCUGCCAGAGGUUUCGACGGAAAUCCCCAGGUUUGACAAACAAGUCAGUAGGAGAAUCACUCACUGAAGUGCAACUUCAUGCUGAAGUGUGUUACGCAGAGUGCCAACUCCAAAGAGCUGCUCUCACCUUCCUACAGGAUGAGAACAUGGUGAGUUUUAUCAAAGGAGGGAUCAAAGUACGAAACAGUUAUCUAAUUUACAAAGAACUGCACUCCCUCAUAAAAUCUCCAAAAUGUCUCAAAGGACCCAGCCACAUCCACUUAGAGGGAGGAAUAUCUUUUGGAAUAGGGGCGUUUAAUUUGACACUCUCCUUAUUUCCUCCACGGAUACUCAAAGUUUUGGAGUUUGCGGGCUUCUCCGGAGACAAGGAAUACGGUCUGUCGCUGCUGCACGAAGGUGCGACGGGGUUGAAUCUGCGCUCCAUGCUGUGUGCGCUGCUGCUGCUCUGCUACUACACCUUCCUCACGUUCAUACUAGGGACAGGUGAGGGAGAUGUGGCUGAGGCUGAAAGACUGCUCAAACCUUUCCGGCUCCGCUACCCACGGGGAGCAAUAUUCCUCUUCUUUGCAGGCAGGACUGAAGAGAUCAAGGGGAACAUUGAUGAGGCAGUAGCACUGUUUGAGGAUGGCUGCAAGGCCCAGCAGGCGUGGAAGCAGUUCCACCACAUGUGCUACUGGGAGCUGAUGUGGUGCUUCACCUACAAGCGGGCCUGGAAAAUGGCGUACUUCUACGCAGACCUGCUGAGCCAGGAGAGCCUCUGGUCCAAGGCCAUGUAUGUUUACAUGAAAGCUGCUUACCUCAGCAUGCUGCCUAAAGAUGAGGCCAGGCCCUUUGGGGAGGACGAGGUGGAGCUCUUCAGGAAAGUGCCCACCUUCAAACAGAAGAUAGCAGGGAAGUCUCCCCCGACUGAGAAGUUUGCCAUCCGUAAAGCCAGACGCUACAAGGCUCCCUCCCCGAUAAAGCUACCUGUGCCAGUGCUGGAGAUGAUGUACAUGUGGAACGGUUUCAGUAUGAUCAGCAAACGACCCGAGCUGACAGAAGGCAUGAUGGAGACUUUGACGGAGGCGGAGCGCACCCUGCUAGAGUCUCCCGCGAAUGAGUAUUCGGCGGAUGACCGCUGUCUGAUCCACCUGCUGAAGGGUCUGUGUCUGAAGAACAAGGGUCUCCUCCAGGCUGCUGAGGAAUGCUUCAGCAAAGUGUUUUCCAGUGAAAAGAAGAUCAGGUUCGACCACUACCUGGUGCCCAACGCUCUGGUGGAGCUCAGCCUGCUCUUCAUAGACCAAGGCAGAAGGGACGAGGCUAUUAAACUACUGCACAAGGCCAAACACAACUACAAAGAAUACUCGAUGGAGUCCCGCACACAGUUCAGGAUACACGCUGCUCUGGCCAAACUCAAGGCUGACCCCGGUGAAGAGGAGGACACUCAUCUGUAGGAAGACAUUUCUUCAUAAAGGACUCUGUUUCCACUCACAGUUACAGCUGUUUAAUCUGGACAGUUUUUAACUUAUAUCCAUUUUCAUCAAGUAAAUACUGGGUAUAUCACUGUGUUCAGGUGCAUCUGUUUUAGGGGUUUGUGUCACAGUCAACGCCAACAUAUCAUCGGACAAACCUGUCAGAAUAUUUACAAGAGCCCGUCCUGCUCUAGACUGGCUUCAAACAGUCAAGUGGAGCUUGACGUUUUAAGCUGAAGGACAUUGUACAGAUGGGAGACAUUUGAUUUUAUGGCCAUUGUUUUUAUUGUUUACAUCAAGAAUUAAAGAACAGUCAGUUUUAAUCAACAAGUGAUUCAAAGCCACUAUAAAUAACAAAUGUGUGAAAAGUUAUGACUUAACAAAUUGUAUAGUAAUGACUUAUUUUACUGUGAUUAUAUCAUAAUUAACUUAAGGAUAAUAUGCUGUUGUUGGAUGAUAACAUUUUUAAAAACCUGAUUCAGAAAACUGUUAACUGGCUCGAAGAAAUGUGUGAUCCUCAUUUAGCAGCCAGUAUUAUGUGCAGCCUCAGUCAUCCAUUUGUCCCAUUGUGUAUGGUGGGGACACUACAGGAGACCAAAGAGGUGGAAGGAACCGUUUACUGCUGUCCUAAACUCACCUUGUGAGUGCUAUUGAAUUAAUCAGAUUCAGUCUUGGGGCAGAUCUGGAAUAUGUGCACUUUGCAUAAACUUAUUUUUGCA